AUGAGUGGAAAACGUCAAUCUACAACUCCAGCUAAAAAGAAGAAAACAUGUGAUAAGGAGAACAACGAGGGGAAACAAGGAAAUUUGGAUGUAUGGUUGGAAAAAAUAAAACAAAACAAAUCUGAAAACCCUCAACCUCGGCAUGAAAUUACACAUUUAAAAGAGCCUAUGAUGGGAGUACUCAACCAGAAACCGGAUAAUGUCUCAAAUCUAAAAAAAGAGUCUGGAGAUCCAAGUAAACCUGUCUUCAGCUUUAAAUGGGCGAACAGGAAUAUCCGAGGAGGUCAAAUCAUCAGCAAACAAGAAUCUGACCCACUAAUUGAUGGUUUAAAGGUUUCAAAAAAAUUUCUGAAGAAAUACAACGCUUUAUGGUAUCUCCGAAUCCAUGCUUCGAAACUGGACGCAAUGGUAAAUCCACACGUACCACUUGGUGCUCUGCCUGAAGGGGAACAGUUUGAGCUUUGUCAAAGGAAGAUCAAACUUCCUAAAUUCCCCAAUUACACAGAAGCAUCAGAUGGGAUUCUAUUUCGUGUGGCUAACAAAGGCCAAACAGAAGGGGGUGCUGUAAGGACCAUAUUACACCAUGACUUGUACUGCCCAGGUGACAAGAAGCUGGGUGUCUUUGGAUAUAAGAACCAGACAAUAAAGGGCGCCAUUCUGGCUGAUGGGAGGUUUAAGAUCGGCUCUGAUAGUGGAUUCAUUCUUAAAGGUGGGAAAGGAGAGGAGGAAUAUGAAAAUCACAUGCAAUUGUCCUGUUUAAAAGAUAAUUACAAACAAUACACAUACACUAUAGUUUUUCCUCCCGGGGAGCAUUGUAAGCCUCCCGGGGAGCAUCACUCAGUGAUAGACGAUCAGGAGUCACAGGAGAAUAUGAUUUCUUACACCCCGUUACCUCAGUCCCAGUCACGGUAUGAAGAGUUUACUAACAACUUUAAGCAAUGUUAUAAGAAAAAAAAGUCCUGGGAAAUUGUAAAGGAGAAUUUCUCCAAUUAUAUCACAUCAAAGCCAAUUACCCUGGCUAGCACCCAUCGAUUACUCACCCAGCACCUAGAUUCAGUGGGAUUGAUCAUGUACAAGGACUCUGAUACAAUUACAGGGACCUGCUUCUUACUGACUGAGUCUUUGGUCAUCACCUGCAAUCAUGUGGUAAGAGAUAUUCUGAAAGAUACUGAUUCUAUUCAGAAUUCCCACAUUAUAUUUAAUUACGAGAGUGAUGCAGAUAAACAAAUAUGCUACCCCGUUAUUAAUGAAAUCACAUCUAACAUAGAGCUGGAUUAUUCCAUUUUACAAUUAGGCAAUCUUCCUGGUGAAACACCCCCUCGUGGUUUGUUAGAGUAUUUAGAGUUACCUCCUGCAAAUGGAGCUGUCAGUAUUAUUGGGCACCCUGAAAACCAGUUCAAAAUGAUUGAUUUGUGUUCGGUGAUCAGUUAUGGCUCGAGAAAUAGUCAGUUUCUACAUUUAGCAACAAAACACACAUUUCCGGAAAUCAGAGACCCAAACUUAGUAACAUACAAUACAUGUUUUUACUCAGGAUCCUCUGGCUCCCCAGUAUUUAAUGCCUUUGGAAAGCUAGUUGCGAUGCACACAGGGGGUUAUGUGGUUCACCUUUUCAAUAAGAAAACAAGCAUAAUUGAGUAUGGAAGGUCCCUGUUUGAAGUUAUCGUUUGUGCGGCAGGAGAAAUAAAAGAACUGCGCUCUGCUUUUAAGGAAUUAGCUGAGCGCAAUGAAGACCUAAAGAGAAAAAUCCAUGAUCUUCCUAAACAUGCAUUAUACCUACAGCCCAUUAUAAGGCGACUUCUGCAGCUUUGGGAAUCAGAAACUGAUCUCAUCCCAACAUGUGACAACAGCCAAACAUCAAUGGACACCGAUUAGAACAACAUCUGACUGUACACAUGCCCCAGAAUAUAGAUAUCUAUUUUCAAAUCUGUAAUAAUUACUGGGGA
Messenger RNA from Pelobates fuscus (common spadefoot toad), 1943 nucleotides. RefSeq names its product serine protease FAM111A-like. The coding region runs from base 1 to 1872 and encodes 623 amino acids. Gene Ontology annotation, molecular function: serine-type peptidase activity. NCBI's taxonomy places the organism in Eukaryota, Metazoa, Chordata, Amphibia, Anura, Pelobatidae. The record is from RefSeq and is a predicted model, not a curated record. Gene Ontology annotation, biological process: proteolysis. The transcript has 3 exons.